This is a messenger RNA of Rhagoletis pomonella (apple maggot), 513 nucleotides long. RefSeq lists its product as uncharacterized. NCBI's taxonomy places the organism in Eukaryota, Metazoa, Arthropoda, Insecta, Diptera, Tephritidae. The coding region runs from base 19 to 354 and encodes 111 amino acids. The record is from RefSeq and is a predicted model, not a curated record. The transcript is spliced from 2 exons.
ACCUGCAGCAGUAACAAAAUGCCGGGUGGCAGCGGUGGUGGCAGUGGCUACGAAGAGGUGGCCGCCGCCAGACGUGGUCGCUUUCAUGUGACCUCAACGGCAGCGCAAGGACCGCCAGAGACGACCUUCGGGCGAUUUCGUCUAAUGCCCACGUCUAAUUAUGGUGCCAUUUCACCCAUAUUGCAACGUGGUCGUUUCGCUGUCAUCCCCGAGGAACCGCAAGGUUCACCGGCGCAAGGCACGCCACCAACGGAGCGUUCGGUGCGUUCGCCUUCGCCGGAAUGGGAUUUCGACAUAGAUCAGGUAAGUGUAAAAGUGCAUAAAUUACUUUUGUUUAUAUGUAUGUAUUUAUAAGUUUGUAUCCACCCAAUUAUUUAUUCAACAUCCUUUCCUCUGCCGAGGAGCAACUGUACUCAGCAGCUAACUUUUGCUGGCGCCUAAGAGGAUUUAAGGCCUUGAUAUUUACUAAGAAAAGUAUACUGUUUCCCAAUUAAUUACUUGUGCAUACAUAUC